CACCUUUGCACCCAAAGACCAAAGUAGCCAUUGCUAAGCUGCUUGAAGUUCUCCGACACCGAAAGAUUGAAUCUUUGGGGGCUAAACAAGAAAAAAAAAAGGAGAAUAAUUAUGCUUUAUCUCUCUUCUACACUUGUUCCCAAGCCUCCUCUUUCUUAUAGAACUCUUUCGGUUUGUCAGACACCCCAACCUCACAGGAGGAGAUUACGCUGUGGUUGCUAUAUUAAUGACGCAUUACGAGUUAACAGAGAACAAAAUAAGACGGUAUUGCAUUCUGAGGAGAACUUGAGGCGGAGAUUUCUUCUAUUUUUCCUACUUACAUCGGGCAUAUCCCCAGCGUUCCCUUGUUUUGGGAAGACAAAGAGCAAAAACCCGUAUGAUGAAAGACGUUUACUGCAACAGAACAAACGGAUACAGAAAGAAAAUAAUGCACCUGACGACUUCCCUAAUUUUAUCCGAGAAGGUUUCUCAGUGAAAGUAGUGGCAUCAGAAAACUACGUAACACGUGACUCAGGUUUGAUAUUGUGGGAUAUUGCUGUUGGUAAAGGUGAUUGUCCAAAGGCUGGUCAACAGGUGACUUUCCAUUAUAUUGGUUAUAAUGAGUCUGGCCGCCGCAUUGACAGUACAUACUUACAAGGUUCUCCCGCAAAAGUUCGAAUGGGCACUAAUGCCUUGAUCCCAGGUUUCGAAGAGGGACUUAAAGACAUGAAGCCUGGAGGAAGAAGGAGAAUAAUCGUACCUCCUGAGCUAGGGCCACCGGUAGGACCUUCAACAUUCUUCAGUUCAAAACAGUUCGAAGUUUUUGAUGUGGAACUGCUAAGCAUUCAAGAUUGUACCCGGAGGACCAUAGGAUUCUACUCCGAUGUUGUCUGCAAUUGAUUUAGCGAGAUAUAUUUACAUUUUUAAUGUCCUGAUUCAUGCCAUUUCGUAGAACUCUGAAUUUUCAGACCGUCGUGAAAUGCAAUGCAGCUUAUUUAUUCACUUGUUUUGUCAA
Molecule: messenger RNA, 994 nt
Organism: Ipomoea triloba (trilobed morning glory)
Lineage: Eukaryota; Viridiplantae; Streptophyta; Magnoliopsida; Solanales; Convolvulaceae
Product: peptidyl-prolyl cis-trans isomerase FKBP20-2, chloroplastic
Exons: 7
Coding region: 112-879 (255 amino acids)
Molecular function (GO): peptidyl-prolyl cis-trans isomerase activity
Source: RefSeq, a predicted model, not a curated record